GUGGGCGGGCGCUGGGUGCGCGGGUCCGCGCGGGUCCGUGCGGCCCGGCGGCCUGUUGAACAUGGAUUCCGCGCCUCCGCCGCCGGAUCUUUCAGAGAUGGAUCUGAGGAUAUGUCACGUAGAGUGUGUCCCUCAGGAAGUUUUAGUGAAGUUUCGGGGGAGGUGCAGACCCGAACGCGAGUUGGACUACCACAUAUUGCAAAGCGAAAUCCAGCACGUCCCCAAAACGCAAGUCGGCGUCGGUAUUGGAGAACGGUGUUUGGUCGAAGAGGAGGGGUCGGGGGAUUGGCACAGAGGCCGGGUGGUGGAGAAGGUCAACGAGCUCUAUAAGGUGGUUCUCGUCGAUUGUGGAAAAGAGCUGAAAGUCAGCGGAGCCCGGCUGGCCUCUGCCCACGGCGACCUGUUUCGGCUCCCUCCGAAGAUGGCCGUUGGCGUUUUCGCCAACGUCCUCCCAGCGGGGGAGAGGUGGUCCCCCAAGGCCGUCAGUUUCUUCAGGUCACUGGUAGGCCUGCAGGUGAAGGGCCACGCGCAAGCCCUUUCGCCCCGUCAGAUCGUUCUCUUCGAGGUCCCCCAAAUCAGCGCCCACGUUCUUGAACUGAAGUUGGGGAGGCCGGCGGACGGGGAUUCCUUCCGCCUGAUCGUGGAGCUGUCGGAAGAUUCCCGUCGUGAGCGAGCGCCGGGUUGGUCGCGGCGGAGCUACCCGCCGCCUCAGACUUCGCCGAGCGGCGACGGGGUUUUGCCCGAGUCCCGGCACAUCCCCUCCGGUCUCUGGCCACGUUUGUCCGUCGGCGUCGGAAUGAGCGCGAGGGUGAUUUCUGCCAAAAGUCCGGCCAGGUUUCACUGUCAGCUGCUCCGGUGGCUACCGGAGCUGGAAGCGUUGACCGCGGCCAUGACUUCGCAUUACGAGGCGGCCGGUAGGGGAAGCGGUCCGUCGCGUGACACCUUCGGGGUCCUCUGUGCUGCGAAGAGAAGGAACGGGCAGUGGCAGAGAGGGAUCCUGCAGCGGCUCUUACCGAACGAUCAAGUGAAGAUAUGGUUCCCGGAUUUUGGUAGCGGCGAGACGGUGCCCUCAGACCACGUCGAGAAACUGAAACGGGAGUUCCUUUCGGCGCCCUUGUUUUCGUUUCCGUGUUCCCUGUCCUGCCUCCGCGAUCCCACCGGGGACACGGUACGUUUGCAGCUGACCCUACUGAAGCAAGCCCUGCUAGGACGGGUCGUGGCCCUUUGCGUCGAUGGGUUCGGUGACGACCGUCUGGGUUUCGUGACGUUGCGCCGGCGAGACGUCCCGAGAGGGUCCGAGCGUCUCCGGCGGGAGAAUCGGUGCGUAGCGCUGAGUCUCCGGGAGGCCGAUGGAAAGCCCACCGACGCUCUGGGAGUCAGCGCGCUCCGUGACCCGGGGAAGAUCCCCGUGGACCGUUUCUUUGGAAAUGCCUACUGGUCAAGGCCUGAGAAAGACAGCUUAGUGGAAUUCGGUCUCCAUCUGAAGACGGUAGAGAUGAAGGUUGGCUCCACUCACGUGGCUUUUGUAGAGUACGUGUUGAAUCCUUCCAAUUUCUGGGUUCGGACCGAUAGCCAUCAAAACGAGUUCCGAGAUUUAAUGAAAAAGAUCGCGGACCUUUAUGACUCCCGUGGAGACGAGGAGCUGCUUCUCGAGAAGCCGGAGCCGGGGUCACUGUGUUGUGCGCGGUACGUCAAGGAUAGGCAUUUCUACCGAGCGGUGGUCACCGGCGUCGUCGGCUGCAAGGCUGACGUUUAUUUUCUGGAUUUUGGAAAUACCGAGUCGGUACCGUUCUACGAGGUGAAAGUGUUGCCGCCGGAGCUGUGUGAAUUACCCGCGCUGGCCAUGUGCUGUUCCCUGGCCCACGCGUUUCCCGUCGAAGACGUGUGGGUGAAGAACGCGACGGACUUCUUCAGAGCCGCCGUGUUCAACCGGACGCUGCUGCUCCAGGUUGUCGCGAAGAAGGACGACAGGUACGUUGUCGACGUACGGUGCCCGGGAACCUCAGAGGUUGUCAGCGCCGUCACGCUUAUGGUGGAGGCCGGAUACGCGGAGUAUUGGGAGGUAAAGUCCGAGUGCGCGCCGGAAGGUGAAAACGAUUACGCGAAAUCCGGGUUCGAGCCGGAACCCCCAAAACGUUCAUUUAGCCAGGAAAGGUCAGCCACCUCCCGGAGCGAUAGUACCGGCGUGCGAUCCGCGGGUAGAAAGCGCGGUUCGGACGCGGCAGAGGAAAACACCUCUCCCCUCCCGGAGUUCCCAGGCGGGCCUUCCUCGAGUUCGGUGGAUUGUUCUCCCAGAAGCUCUGCACAGUCCCGGGGGGAAAACGAGCCUUUGUAUCCCUAUAAAGUGUUGGCGUUCGAACCGGGAACGGUCAUGGACGUCAGAUGCUCCCAUUUCUGUUCCCCCGGAGAUUUUUCGUGCCAGCUUCUGAGCCGGGUACCCGAGCUGAUGUUACUGAUGAGAAGAAUCCAAGGUUAUUAUGGCGUUCAUCCCGAUCCCUAUCAGAUCGGAGAGGUGGCCUGCGUUGCCAAGAGUGCUCAGGACGGACUCUGGUACCGAGCAGCCGUUACGGCGCCGGUGACCGAGGGAGAGGUGGAUGUGGUGUUGGUGGACCGUGGGAACCGCGAAAGGGUUCCGUUGACUGACCUCCGUGCUAUGAAUCCAGACUUUCUGAUUUUGGAGGGCCAGGCAUUCACCUGCAGUCUUAAUUUAAUUGCCCCCGUAAGCACAGAGUCGUUGAAAUGGACCAAAGAGGCGUGCGUAGACUUCGGUGACUUCGUUUCUACCAGUGCCGUCUUGACGUGUACCGUCGUCAGCUUGCUUCGUGUGCGGCCGGGCCACUUGUGUAACGUAGUGGAUCUGCAGACCCCGUUUGUGAACGUGCGAGAAUUUCUUAUAAGCCGCGGCCAUGCCGAGCAGAGUGUAUCUUCCGUCCCCCUUCCGUCGCCGGCCGAUCUGUGCAGCUACUCGUUCUCUUCCUUCGGCAUAAAACUUGGAAGCGAGGAGGAGGUGUAUCUGUCCCACAUUUGUAGCCCCCGGAAAUUUUACUGUCAGCUUAAAAGGAACAGCGGGAACUUAGACACGAUUGCCCGAAAGAUCGCGGAGCUCGGCGACCACCCGGGUGGACCGGGAUGGGACGGUGACGGCCCGAGGCUGUGCGUCGCUAGAUAUCUCGCGGAUGGUCUUCCGUACCGCGCUUUGGCGACCCCAAUAAACUCCUCUUAUUUGCUAGUGUUUUUCGUGGAUUUUGGAAACGAGCAGAUAGUAGAAAGAGACAAAUUGAUUCCCAUUUCCGGGGACUGCCUAGAGUUGCUCUUCACCCCCAUGCAAGCCAUCAGAUGCUACCUGACCAGCCUCAGCCCAGCGGCCAUCCCGGUGGAACUCAGCGUCUGGUUUUCGGAUAAUUUUUUGGGAAAGCCGCUCAGAGCCGUCGUGGUGGCAAAGGAUUCGGAUGGCCGGCUCGGCUUAGAACUCUUCGAUGGGCAUCAGCUCCUGAAUCAGAAAAUUCAGUCCGUGCUUCGUUUCCAAGAGCGCGGGGGCUCCCGUCGGGCGCUGAGUGGCUCUCGGUCGUCCACCCCAGGAAGGCGUGAUGCAAGAGAGGAUGCGAACGCGGGGCCGAGGGGAUGUAAAAUCGUUGAUUCAGGGGACGAGAUGUUCAACCGGUUGUCCGGUGAAGGGAGUCGGACUGACCCUCCCAGUGGUUUUGCAGAAACGGUAGAUCACGCAAUAGGUCCCAACGCGGCGCGUUUUCAACCCCUGCGGGCGACGGCAGGCUUGGAUAAAAGUAAGCCCGACUCGGGAAACCCGGCCAGUCGGCGGGAGGCUCAGUGGCGGCCGAGACGUGGGCAUCCGCGGACUGAAUCCGGUUCUGCCGGAGAGCCCGAUUCCGAUGGGACCGGGGAAAAAUCUACCUGGGUUUCGACGGAACGCCUCACGGCUGGCGAGCGCCGCUCGGCCCCGCCGGAGGCGAGGGGCGUCGCCCGACCCAAGUACUCCGCCCUUCCUCAACCUGACGUCAACCGGAACGCCAAAGUCGAAGCGUACGUCUCCACCGCCGAUGGUCCGUCGAGUUUCUAUAUUCAUCUCGCAGAGCAUGAGCCGUUGAUCCUUAAACUGGCCGAAGAACUCAACGACGGAGCGAUGGACACGGGGCAGGAGAAGUCGGUGGUCGGGCUUGAGGCGGGAGACCUUGUCGCGGCAGAAUACGCAGAGGACAACGCCUGGUACAGAGCGGUCAUCAGUCGGGUUGUGACGGGGGAAUCCUUCGAGGUGGAAUUCAUUGACUACGGCAACAAGGCGAUCGUAAACGUCUCCCAAAUCCACACGCUUCCGGGCAAGUUUUUAGCUGUGCCCAGGCUUAGUAUCCAUUCUGUCCUUAGCGGGGUAGAGGGCGAUGAGUUCAGUGAACUGUGCAGCGGCGAAGCUUCGGCGUACUUUUCUGCAAAAGUCAACGACAGACUACUCACCUGCGAAUUUUUGCGAGAGCACGCGCAAAAGUGGGAAGUCGAUAUUUUUUACGACGGGAAGUCCGUCACCGAUGACCUUAGGGAAUGGAUAGCGGGCUCCGAACGUCAGAACACGGCGUCGAAAGGAGCCGGCCCGGUCACGGGUAGGAGAGUGGGGGAAGGAGCAGAAACCCGCGCGGCCGCUCCAGCUCUUAAACCUUCGAAAUUGGGGAAGAUUCCCAGGGAAGAGAUAAAGCCUGGACAGUCAGAGAUGGCCCAGGUUCUUCAGGUUUCAAAAUUAGGGGGAAACUUCUACGUCAGAUUAACCAAAAAUGCCCAGGUGGCAGCCGAUUUGACAUCGUGGGUUGCUAGAGAAGCCGAGGACGGCCGUCCGCUGGCCGCGGAAGAGAUCGAAGUGGGCCUGGAGUGUUUGGCGAAAUCUGAAGAAACACUGAAGUGGUAUCGGGCAACGGUGAAGAACAGGGACUUCAGUAAAGAGAAAAUGCUUGUUUUUUUUAUUGACCGCGGUACCUUUGAAGUAGUGCCUCUGAAGGAUGCAAAGGAACUCAGUAGUGAGGGUAGGACUAUUCCAAGACAGGCCGUGCCUUGUAAAUGGGUUUGGAUGGCGGGUUCGGGAAAGGCAUUUGACCUGGGCGUAUUGGCUCGCUCUGAAGUCAAAAUCCUUUUCCUCAGGUAUGUUGACACUGCCUGGGAAGUGGACAUUUUGGUCAACGAUAAGUCGCUUUUGGAAUACUCAAAUUCUAUUUCUCCAGAUGGAAAAAGCAAAAAUCGCCGUUCCGCGAAGGCCCCGCCCGGGGAUCCCGAGAUACUUGUCACGUCUGUCAGCGGAAAUUCAGUUAAGUGGGCCGGGCUCCAAAGGGGCGAGCGAUAUCUAGGGUUUGUGACUGUUGUUUUCGACCCAUCCGACUUUUGGAUUCAACUAGAAGACUCGUUUGACACCAUGAGAGCGCUGUUUACGAUGCUGUCUGACUUACCCCCGGAUUUACCGACUUUGCCUCAGGACCUGGUGGUUACCGGUUCCAGUGGCUUGAUCAGGUUCGGAUGUUUCGAUCAGUGGAAUAGGGUAGAAAUUUCUAAAGUCUCAGAUAAGUCUGUGGAACUCGUAUUCAUCGACUAUGGAUUUUUUGCGUGCAUCCCUCGCUCGGAUCUGGCUCAUCUUAAGGUGGUGCCCAGGGGACUUAGGUAUUUACCGCGAUUGACUUAUCCCUGCGCCUUAUACGGUGUGGUGCCUGCCAUGGGUAAACGUUGGAGCGAAGAAGCCAGAGUUCUCUUUCGAGGUCUUCUGAGUAAACCAAACCUGACUUUCCAGAUGAGGGGAUAUAAUUUAGGAAUGAAACUGCAAGUAGACGUUUCGCACGAGCGGAGCAGCGUAGCCGAGAGGUUAGUCGCGGCUGGUCACGCGGUUUAUUCCGCGGAUCUUGUGGUUGGCCGUCAGCCUUCUGAAGUGCCUCGUGAUCCGAAGACUAAAGGUUUUAGGCGGUUAUUCGAGGGAAGGUACAGUCCCGAUGAAAACGGACUCUCGCCGUGCUCCGAGAAGGAACCUCCACGGCCGGGGAUUUUUAAAAUCCAACAGGAGGAUGUCCGGGAGAACUGCUCCAGUGAACGGUUGCAUUUCGGAAGCGUAAGCGCACAGAGGAAAACGCAUCAUAGAAAACACGAGUCCGGAAGCGCCUCGGAAGUGGCGUCCUGUGAAGGAGCUGGGAGUCUGGAACCCUGCGAUGAUUCGAAGUGUGAAAUCAGUAGCCGUGAAAAUUCCAAGGAAGACCCCCCGUCCGGAGAACGAUGGGAGGCGUUCAAUAUGAGUGACCCCGAGACCGAAACGACGGCCUUCGAUGUCGAGGAAGAAACGGCAUCGAAAGAAUGGACCGAGGGUUCCUACGGAUUGGAGACCCCUUUCUAACACGUGCAGGUAUCAGGUCGGAACAGCUUUCUACAGUUUGAGGGACUGGAUCGUAUGGAAAAUCCCACUUAACUGGACUGGACCUCCGGAAUUACAAUCGCUUUUUGGAGCACAUUACCUAGUAAUGUUGGAUUGAAAAUAAUCUUGGUUAAAUAUAAAAAUAAAGCUGAAACUGCCGCCGACCGUCUGAAGUAAACA
Ornithorhynchus anatinus (platypus) is the source of this 6562-nucleotide messenger RNA. RefSeq names its product tudor domain containing 15 (gene TDRD15). The record is from RefSeq and is a predicted model, not a curated record. Bases 62 to 6364 code for a protein of 2100 amino acids. Lineage: Eukaryota; Metazoa; Chordata; Mammalia; Monotremata; Ornithorhynchidae. Gene Ontology annotation, biological process: spermatogenesis. The transcript is spliced from 4 exons.